AUGGAGGGUCAAGAAGGUCCAGUAAUGGAAUGCAGCUUUGCUCCAGAAUUCCGUAAUCGUACCAGAUACGAACCAAGCUGGACGGUUGUAGCUAGCGAUUUGCCUAGACACUUGACGCGUAAUGGGGUUUCAUUUGCUAGACAGCACUACGAGUUAUUGCAAACAAAUGGCGCAUAUAAUUUACAAAUCCGAAAUGUCGUUUUCCUUCGCGAUAACGGGCGAUUUUAUUGUACUGUCUUGGAUAAAGAGUCUGGGGCACAGUAUACUGUACAAGCAAAUAUCGUUGUUGUUGGUUUGUUUCAUAAAUUUUCAAAAAUUGUUGUCAAUAACGUAUCAUGA
This is a messenger RNA of Thelazia callipaeda (thelaziosis nematode), 339 nucleotides long. Lineage: Eukaryota; Metazoa; Nematoda; Chromadorea; Rhabditida; Thelaziidae. The record is from the annotation of a GenBank genome assembly.